AUGAAAGGCCACUGUCUCAUCAACGGCACGGCCUCUGCCGACCUGCUCUACUCGUCCCUCCCGCUGAGCUUCUGGGGCGGCGUCGAUCCCACAACAGGCCGCAUCGUCGACCACCACCAUCCGCUCAACGGCCAGUCCAUGGCCAACCGCAUCCUAGCCAUUCCAUGCGGUCGAGGCUCCUGCUCCGGAAGCACCGUGAUGCUCGAGCUGCUGUUGAACGGCUGCGCCCCGGCGGCCUUGAUCUUCGAGCAGCGCGAGCAGAUCUUGACCCUGGGCGUCCUCGUCGGACAAGCCCUCUUCGACUGCUCCAUCCCAGUCCUCGUCCUCUCUCCUUCAGACUUCCUCCAUCUACGCAGCGCCCCCUACGCCGCUAUCCACGGCGACACCCUCUCGCCGAGCAGCACCCCCCUCCCCCAGCCCCCUCUUCCCCCAGCACCCCCCAUCCCCUUCCCACCCAUUCCCCUCUCCCCAUCCGACAAAGCCACCCUCUCCGGUGAACACGGCGCAGCAGCCCAAAUAGCCCUGGAUAUCCUCCUCCGCUUCGCCGCCCUCCAAGGCGCCCCGGGCCUGCUGCCCGUCUCGCGCGCCCACAUCGACGCCUGCAUCUACACCGGCCCAGCCAGCCUGGCAUUUGCGCAGAAACUCCGCGCCCUCGACGCCCGCGUCGUCGUCCCCACCACCCUGAAUGCCAUCUCCAUCGACCAACGCCGCUGGCGCGACCUCGGCGUCGACCCAGCCCUCGCCGCAAACGCCGACGCCCUGGCCGCCGCGUACCAGGCCAUGGGCGCCCAGCCGAGCUUCACCUGUGCGCCGUAUACGCUCGACGAUGCGCCGCUACCAGACGAGGAUAUCGGCUGGUCCGAGUCCAAUGCCGUCGUCUUUGCAAAUAGCGUGCUCGGCGCGCGCACCCAGAAGUACCCGGAUUUUGUGGAUGUGUGCAUUGCGCUGACGGGGCGCGCGCCCCGCGCUGGGUGUCAUGUGCCUGAGGGUCGGAGGCCGGUGCUGCGGGUUGAGGUGGGUGCUGCUGCUGCUGCUGCGGUUGGCGGGCUGGGCGGUGGGGAUGGGGAUGCGGUGUUCCCGCUGCUGGGGUAUGUGGUGGGUAAGGCUGCGCAGCAUCGCAUCCCGCUGUGCUGCGUUUGGGACGACGGCGUCGGCGGCUAUGUUCCAUGUCCGCGGGGUGACGCCGGAGGCGGCGCAGUUUGCUGA
Molecule: messenger RNA, 1206 nt
Organism: Aspergillus terreus NIH2624
Lineage: Eukaryota; Fungi; Ascomycota; Eurotiomycetes; Eurotiales; Aspergillaceae
Exons: 2
Coding region: 1-1206 (401 amino acids)
Source: RefSeq, a predicted model, not a curated record